AUGAGCAGAUUGACCGCCUUUGGCACUUGGACGAUGGCUUCACGGCGCCGAGCGCCUAUUCCUCGCAAGAGAGGUUUUGCGAGCAGCACUUCAUUAACAAUGUCGCGCGAGACUCGCGGGGCCAGAAAUUCUCGAGAAAUCACCUUCAAAAGAUUGAAGGCUUUGGAAAGACGUCUCUCGCGCGAUCCUUCGCUAAAGCAACGAUAUGUUAAAUUCAUGGAAGAUUACCUGACAUUGGGACACAUGCGCGCAGUAACGCCCUCCGCUGAUGAAAACGCGAUAGCAUUCUACUUACUCCACCACUGCGUGCUAAAGGUCACGUCAAGGUCGUCGAAGCUUCGCGUGAUGUUUGACGCCUCCUGCAAGUCCGAUACGGGGGUGUCAUUGAACAUUCUAGAAGUAGGUCCGGUAGUUCAACAGGAUCUCGCGUCAACGUUAAUGCGUUUUCGCUAUUAUCAAUACGUCAUAUCAACGGACAUCGUCAAGAUGUAUAGGCAAAUCUUUGUAGACCAAUCACAAACGAGCUUGCAAAGAAUCUUGUGGAGAGCUAAUCCUGAGGAGGGGGCCGUCACGUAUGAGUUGUUGACCGUAACCUAUGGCACGUCCGCGGCAUCAUUCCUUGCCACAAGAUGCCUUACGCAUUUGGCUGACCAGCACGGUUCCGAGUUCCCUCUCGGCUCUCUUCGUCAAGCGCGACUUUUACGUUAA
Trachymyrmex cornetzi is the source of this 708-nucleotide messenger RNA. RefSeq lists its product as uncharacterized. The record is from RefSeq and is a predicted model, not a curated record. The coding region runs from base 1 to 708 and encodes 235 amino acids. The transcript is spliced from 2 exons. NCBI's taxonomy places the organism in Eukaryota, Metazoa, Arthropoda, Insecta, Hymenoptera, Formicidae.